AUGGACUUUUUAUUUUACAUGGUCUUAUUGUUUGAAAAACCCAAUCUUGUAGUUGGCAACAACUACAUGCCGGUCCCAAGCCUGGAUAAAUGGGGAGGGGUGAGGAAAGAAAUAGCAAACUACCUCACCAUUUUGCUGAAAUACCUUAUGGAUCAGUACAAUCAACUAAGUUCAGAUAUGGUGCUGGAAAUAGCGAAGGUCGGAUCAGGUGGAGACUUGCCUGCCGUCGGCAAAUUUGGUCUUGGUGAACGAAAUGAUGCAGGAGACCGCCUGAUCCAAUGUUGCACAGAAAAUCGUCUCUCGAUCAUGGACACCUGGUUUGAACAGCCGAAUCGAAGGCUGCACACUUGGACAGCACCAAACGGUAUACAUCGAAACCAAAUCGACUACAUCCUAUCGGACAUGAUAGAUAAGAUAUUAAAAAUAAAACUGGAAUUGAAAGUGAAGUUAAAAUGGUACCUUGCGAAGGAUGUAACCUAA
Messenger RNA from Helobdella robusta, 480 nucleotides. RefSeq lists its product as hypothetical. Lineage: Eukaryota; Metazoa; Annelida; Clitellata; Rhynchobdellida; Glossiphoniidae. The record is from RefSeq and is a predicted model, not a curated record. Bases 1 to 480 code for a protein of 159 amino acids. The transcript is spliced from 3 exons.